AUGCCUCGGACAAGAAAAUGGAAAGCCAAAACCACAACAAAAACUUCACCACCUGAAACUGUGGAGAACUCUCUGCUAAAAGAUUACGAUGACAAUAUUAUACGAACUUUGGCUACUGCUGAAGACUUCGUUGUAAAUAAUCCACCCUCACUGAUGGGGAUGCUGUACGGAGACUUGCCGCCAUCAGUUGUAUGGAAAGUUUUGUAUCUUGUCAAUCGUCAGAUCACAUCUGAGGAAGAAUGCACCCUUCUGUGUUUGUUGACGGAUUACCUGGCUGGAGAAUGUGUUGACCUUGGACUUCUAAACCCCAGCAACAAGUACAACACGCAGACACACGUCUUACUAGAAGAAGUAGCCAAUGCAUGGAAUAAUGUUCUACAACAACCUCGUGUUUUCAAAGAUAACAAGCUGCUGAAGUCUUUACUGUCCAACUUGAAGAAAAGCCUGUCCUCUUUCACUGUGUUUGGUUUUGACCACUACUUUUCAAGGACACUAGACAUCGUCAGUAAACAUGAACUAAAUCAAUCAAUUGUUCCAUUUUUCACCUAUCCUAUGGUACCAAAGAACUUCUCCAUCCCGGAAUACAAGGUUAAAAGGAUUCUGUCAGCUGGUAAGGUACCAAGACAGGACCUAUACAGUUCAUAUCAGGACACAGCGGGUAAACUAGUAUCACAGAGCCAUAAGAAACCAAGAUGGGACAGUUCAGACAUAGAAUGGGUGCCUUCAGAUGAUGACCUGGACACGUCCUCCUCUAUCUCUGAAUUUGAUGGAAAGGAUUUAGAUCCUUUAAGUGAUGUAGACUCUCCACUCAAUUCUGAUUCAGAGGAAUUAAUUUCUCAUAAUAAAGAACCAUUUAAAGAUGUAUCCAAUUUCAGCAGCUCAGUCAAACCUGAUGAAAAAGGCAAGAAAACCCAGAGGGAUUGUUUGGAGAAUUUGAAAGACCAAGGAGAAAAGUUUGCUGUUGAGCAGAAGGAGAAUCUUAUUGGCUGGAAAGAUCACUACCAUUAUGAAUUUGGAUACUCGUCACCUCUCAAAGACAAAAAAGCACUUCAAAAUUGCCAAAACCUAUCUAAUAGCAAACAGUCAAUUAACUCUAUAGGAGACACCUAUACUGAUUACUCAGAUUGUUCUCUCUCUCCUGUAAUCAGGAAAAGAUGUAAAGACAGUCCUCCAAGAAUCAGAAAAGGUGAAGUACGAGAAAAUGAAAGGAAAGUGAAAACAGCACAGAGAGAUCUGUAUGCUGAUGACUCAGAUCAAUCACUUUCUCCCAUUGUCAAAAAAAGAUAUAAAGACAGCCUUCCAAGUUGUAGAAAUGAUGAUUUUAGAGGAAAAGACAAUAGAUUGAAAACAGCACAGAAAGAUCUGUAUGUCAGUGAAUCAGGUUAUUCACUUUCCCCCAUUGCCAAGAAAAGGUAUGAAGGCAGCCCUUCAAGGUGUAGAAAAGAGGAUGUCAGAGAUGAGAAAGAGAAAAGAAAACAAAGAGAUGGCAACGUUGGUGUAAAGGACAAGAAAGGGAAAACAUUAAAAGAUCCAAAAGAAAAGUUGAGUUUAAGUUAUGACAGUGAGCUGAAAAGAAAGGAGGUUUGUCAAAGAUGGACAGACAUGUCUGGCAGAGAGGAAGAAAGCAAGAGUACAAAGAAAACUUGGGGAUACCUUUACGAUGAUGAAUACUUACUCUCUCAACCCACAAAACCCAAUGAAAGAAAAAACGGGGUUCCUUUAAAGCUGAAGAAAUUAUCUGGUGGCUCACAUUAUAAGAACAUAGAUAUGGAGAGACAACAGUCAAGAAAACAGAUGAUAAAGGCUUUUUCUGAUGAUUCAGAUUCUUCUCUGCCAGAUCUAGAUGAUGAUCAGAAUGUACCAUACAGCAUUAAGCAAUGUUGGGAAGAUUCUCUGAGUACUGAUCAAGUCCUAUUUCAACAGACUGAGGAAGAUGAUUAUUAUGCCAGACGAGUUGGAUUUAGGUCUUUUUAUGACACUGCAAGUGAUGUAGAAAGUCUCUGCUCCUCAGAAUACAGUGAUGGUGAGGCAUCUGUGAAUCAUUUUAUUUCAUGUAGUGAAGGAGGUGGAGUUUCUGAGAAAAGCAAAAAAGACGGGUUUGUUAUGUGCAAAGAACAGAAACAUGAUAUAGGGAACAAACAAGAAGACAGAUCUACUCCUGGGAAAACAUUCAGAAAAUGUCAUGAAAGCAAAGAAAAACUUAGUGGUGGCUCUGAAUUCCUGUAUGAUGAUAUGAGUUAUGUCUCUGAAACAACCAAGCAGAAGAAACGUAAAGAUUGUAAAGAUCAUGUCUGUGGAAAUCCAGCAAAGAGAUUAAAGCACAUUUCUUCUCCAAAAAGGAUGGACCUAGAAAAUGAAUUGAUUAAGAAAAGUAUGUAUGAAGAAAGCUUUCAUCAUGCUGCUCCGUACAGAACUCCAGAAAUCACCAAGCCUAACAACAGAGAUAUAGGGAGAGAGAUUCUUCCAUCCAGCCCACAAAAUCCUGAGAAGACACCAUCCAAGUCUAGGAACCAAGACAUUCGCAAUUUUUUUAAAGGUUGUUGUUAAUAUUUAAGUCCAUUAUCUGAAUAUUGUGAUUUUUGUCCUAGUCAGCAAUGGAUGUGCCAACUUUGUUGAUUUUAUUACAUUUCAAAUUUUCAUUAUCUUUUAUCGCAGAAAAUGCAGAUUACCGUAUACAGUUCUCUCAGUUUUAGAAAUUGUGCCUCUAAAACACAUAUUGGUAUGGAAAUGUGUUAAUUAGUUAAUUAGUGGCAAGAUUUACAGUUUUAUGCUAUUAAUGCUGUUAAAUGAAGUGUUGAUCAAUUUUGAAAAAGACCAGUGUACAUGUUAAACAUAAUAUCUUUGAAUAUGAUAAAGGUACAGGAUGCUUUUUUUUCGUAAUUACAUGUAAUAAUUUUUGAAAAACUAAGCAAUUUACAGUGAAAUACAAAGAUGUUGCAUAAAAGCAAGUUGGUUAAAUUGGGGUCACAAUAGGGGUACAAAGGUUAAGGUAGGUGUAGAUUUAUAUAAACAUCCUUAAAAUUAACAAUCCUAUUCUUAAAUUAAUAGAGGCAUUAAUAUUUAUGCUGUUUUAAAUUUGUUGAUGGCAUUACCCUCUGGUCAAGGUUAGGGCCACAAUAAGGGGCCUCAUUGCAUACUGAAUUGCCCUUGAAGUCAAAGCAUUGUGACUCAGAUAACCAUUGCUAUCCAUGGUCCAUUUGGUUUUGGUUUUGUUUUUUGUAUGUUUAAUUUUACUCUAAACUCAUUGAUAUUGAGAGAUGCAUGUUUCAUGGAGUGUUGAGUUUUAGUUUUGAUAAGUUUUAUUAGUAGAGGCACAUAAGAGGCUAUUUUGUAGAAGUAGUUUUAGUAGUACUAAGUAGUGCAUGCAUCAUAACAGUAGUAGUAGUGGUAGUGCAUCCAUCAGUAGUGCUUUUGAGAAUGUUUUAGUGCUAGUAUUACUGUAGAUUCCUUAUUUUACGCGAGUACUUAAUAUCGCGAAAUGGCCCAAGGGCGUCAAUUCGCGAGAAAAAUAAUUCACGAAUGGGUGAUUUAUCUAGAGAUUCAACCUACAUUAAAGCACCAUCAA
Saccostrea echinata is the source of this 3565-nucleotide messenger RNA. RefSeq lists its product as uncharacterized. The transcript has 3 exons. The record is from RefSeq and is a predicted model, not a curated record. NCBI's taxonomy places the organism in Eukaryota, Metazoa, Mollusca, Bivalvia, Ostreida, Ostreidae. The coding region runs from base 1 to 2547 and encodes 848 amino acids.